Puma concolor (puma) is the source of this 967-nucleotide messenger RNA. The record is from RefSeq and is a predicted model, not a curated record. Lineage: Eukaryota; Metazoa; Chordata; Mammalia; Carnivora; Felidae.
GGGGGGUGGUUCGGCGCGGGGGCCGUUGGCUCCACACAAAUAAACAUGGAGUCCAUCUUCCACGAGAAACAAGAAGGCUCACUUUGUGCUCAACAUUGCUUGAAUAACCUAUUGCAAGGAGAAUAUUUUAGCCCUGUGGAGCUGUCUUCCAUUGCCCAUCAGCUGGACGAAGAGGAGAGAAUGAGAAUGGCAGAAGGAGGAGUCACCAGUGAGGACUAUCGCACUUUUUUACAGCAGCCCUCGGGAAAUAUGGACGACAGUGGUUUUUUCUCUAUUCAAGUUAUAAGCAAUGCCUUGAAGGUUUGGGGUUUAGAACUAAUUCUCUUCAACAGUCCAGAGUAUCAGAGGCUCGGGAUCGAUCCCAUAAAUGAAAGGUCAUUCAUAUGCAAUUACAAAGAACACUGGUUUACAGUUCGAAAAUUAGGAAAACAGUGGUUCAACUUGAAUUCUCUCUUGACGGGUCCAGAAUUGAUCUCAGACACAUACCUUGCACUUUUCUUGGCUCAAUUACAACAGGAAGGUAGUUCCAGAAAUGUGUCCCAAGAUAUUCCACAGACAUCAGGUACACAUCUUACUUCAGAAGAGCUACGGAAGAGAAGAGAAGCCUACUUUGAAAAGCAGCAGCAGCAGCAGCAUCCACCAGCACAGCUUUCCCACCCACGCGAGAGGCCAACCACGAGUUCAGGUGCACUGGGCAGUGAUCCAGGAGAUGCUAUGAGCGAAGAAGACAUGCUUCAGGCAGCUGUGACUAUGUCUUUAGAAGUUGUUAGAAAUAACUUCAAAACGGAAGGGAAAAAAUAAUAGCUUUUACAAAUCAUUUCAACCUUCGUACUUUCCAGCAUUAUCCUGGGUGAUUACAGCAUAGACAGUCCAUUUUAGUAAUGUGUCCAAGGAACAACGUUCAACAGAGGAAAUAAGGCUUUAGGCGGUUUGCAACAAAAAGAUGAGAAAAUGGAAAAAUGUGUCA